Molecule: messenger RNA, 1618 nt
Organism: Drosophila bipectinata
Lineage: Eukaryota; Metazoa; Arthropoda; Insecta; Diptera; Drosophilidae
Product: probable cytochrome P450 12a4, mitochondrial
Molecular function (GO): iron ion binding; monooxygenase activity; heme binding
Source: RefSeq, a predicted model, not a curated record
CGCGAAAAUGUUGAAAGCUCUACAAACUUUAUCUCUAAAUCGUUCUAAAAACGCGAUCUUUUCGCUUGGCGCUCAAAAACGUUGGCAGACCAAUGUAGCAGCCUCGGAGAUCAGGGAGGAUCCCGAGUGGCUGGAGGCCAAGCCCUUUGAAGAAAUUCCGCGGGUCAAUACGCUAUCCUUAAUUAUGAAAACUGCUCUACCUGGUGGAAAAUACAAGAAUAUCGAUUUAAUGGACAUGUUCGAGGGCUUGCGACAGGACCAUGGCGAUAUUUUCCUAAUGCCAGGCGUAAUGGGUUCUCCGACAUUUGUCAUGACCAGCAAUCCAACGGACUUUGAGAUUGUUUUCCGCAAUGAGGGAAUUUGGCCUCACCGUCCUGGCAGUGAUUCCCUGAGGUACCACAGAGAAGAAAAAAGAAAGGAUUUCUAUCAGGGUGUUUCGGGGCUCAUCCCCAGCCAAGGAAAGGCCUGGGGGGACUUUCGAUCUGUGGUAAACCCCGUCCUAAUGCAACCCAAAAACGUGCGGCUCUACUACAAGAAGAUGUCGCAGGUCAAUAGGGAGUUUGUAGAACGCAUUAAAGAACUCAGAGACCCCGAAACAUUGGAGGCUCCAGAUGACUUUAUAAACACCAUCAACCGUUGGACUUUGGAGUCCGUUUCGGUUGUGGCUUUGGACAAACAACUAGGCUUGCUAAAGGAUUCAAGAAGUAACGUAGAGGCCCUUAGGCUAUUUGAAUACCUCGAGGAAUUUUUCGUGGUGGCGGCGGAUCUUGAAAUGAAGCCCUCUCCUUGGCGUUACAUUACAACUCCCAAGCUAAAAAGAGUCAUUAGAGCUCUGGAUGGAAUCCAGGAGGUAACGCUGGCCUACAUUGAAGAAGCUAUUGACCGUUUGGAUAAGGAGGCGAAGCAAGGCAUCGUGCGGCCAGAGAAUGAGCAGAGUGUCCUGGAGAAACUCCUCAAAAUGGAUAAGAAGGUGGCCACUAUCAUGGCAAUGGACAUGCUUAUGGCUGGCGUCGAUACCACUUCCAGCACCUUUACAGCUCUAUUAUUCUGCCUCACCGAGAAUCCUGAAAAGCAAGAAAAGCUGCGGGAGGAGGUAAUGAAGGUUCUGCCUGAAAAGGACUCUGAAUUUACGGAGGCUUCCAUGAAAAACACUCCCUAUCUGCGAGCCUGCAUCAAGGAGUCCAUGCGAAUUCGACCUCUGGUCUUCGGGAACGGACGUGCCCUCACCAAGGACACUGUCCUUAGUGGCUACAAAGUUCCAGCUGGAACUCUGGUAACCAUCUUAUCCCUGAACUCUUACACGAAAAAUGAAUACUUUCCACAAGCUUCCGAGUUUCUUCCUGAACGCUGGCUACGGAGCCCCAAGGAUUCAGAGUCACAAUGUCCAGCAAAUAGCCUGAAAGCCACGCAUCCUUUUGUCUUCCUUCCCUUUGGAUUUGGUCCUAGAAUGUGCGUAGGAAAACGCAUUGUGGAUAUGGAACUGGAACUGGGACUGGCCAGAAUCAUACGAAACUUUAAGGUGGAAUUUAAUUAUUCCACAGAGAACGCUUUUAAAUCGGCAUUGAUUAAAUUACCCAACAUACCUUUGAAGUUUAAGUUUACAGAUUUGCCUAAUUAA